GGCACCAACAUGGUCCAUCGAUCUAUAAAAACGUUCUGACGCUGGAUCCUGCAUGCGGCUGGCCUGGACCGGAUUGGAUCCAAGGAUGGUCGAGGAAGAAGGAAAAGCCGAGCAGACGUUGGACUUGGCCGAAGGCACCAGCUCGCUCACCCACCGAGUCCCCUAUAGAAGUAUAGGGCAAGGGUGGGUAGCUGAUGUUUUUCACCCGACUGAUUUGUGAGGCUGGGCCGGGGGCAGCAAGAGGAGCGGGACGUUACCAAGGGUGUUCCUGUAUAGCGUUCACCCGUCCUCCUACAGUGUUGAGGAUGACUAGCGACCAGCAACGAUGCCACAUCUCCAAAGCUCCCGAUCACAUCCGAAGCAGCAACCCGGAGCAUUACAAGCCACUGGCCUUCCCCGUCGGCCCUUACCAUGCCCGCUCCGGCGUGCCGGCGCCGGAGAAGGCCCAGAGGCUGAAGGAGCAAUGCGUCGACGAGGUCGUCCAGCUGAGCGGCAGGAGCCGCCACGACUUGCUCGAGCAGAUGAGGAGCGUGCUGGAUCGAGCAAAGGAGUACUACGCCGACGAGAUCGGCAUGGACGACGAGGCGCUGGCGCAGAUGCUCCUCCUCGACGGCUGCUUCGUCCUCGUCUCGCUCCGCGGGACGGAGCGGCUCAAGCAGCUGACUCCAGGAUGGAAGGCGGAGGAGAGUACGGAGAGCUUGUUGUCGGAGAACUCGGACGAUCGUUGCUCCGAUUGCUCGGAUCAGCAGGGCGACGAGGAGAAUCAGAUCGCCGCGGCGAACAACGGCGGCGGUGGCGGCGACGAUAGCUGGCACCAUUUCAACGUCGCGCGUGAUCUCUUCCUCGCGGAGAACCAGAUCCCGUUCUUCGUGGUGCAGAAGAUCUACGAGCUUCUCGUCAAGAACCGUCCAUACGCGGAGCGCGGCGUCGUGGGCGCCGUGGAGGCGUACGUGCGGGAGGUGAUGGCCGUGUACGCGGAUGGAGCCGGCGCGCAGGCGCAGCCACCCGCCGCCGACCACGUCCACCAUCUGCUUCACCUCAGCCACAUGUACCUGAGACCAAGGACCCGGCGCCAGAGCUCGCGUUGGAGCGGCGGCGGCGGCGCGACCGUGGGCCGGCUGCGCCGCGCGACGCAGCUCCGCGAGCUCAUGGUGCGGCUCAAGAAGCUGGAGAUCGGAGGCAAGGCGGCUCCGGCGGGCAGCAUCCUGGACGUGGCGUUCCACGGCGGCGUGCUGGAGAUCCCGCGGCUGGAGAUCGACGGCGGCACGUGGAGGCAGAUGGCGAACCUCAUCCUGCUGGAGCAAGGGAGCCCGCACGUGGGGCUCUACGUCACGGCGUACUGCGCCUUCAUGUCGCAGCUCGCCGGCACCGCCGAGGACGUGGCGCUGCUCUGCGAGUCCGGGGUCAUCGAGCACCAGCUCGGCGGCGACGGCGACGUCGCCGACGGGCUCAGGAGGCUCUGCGACGGCAUCAUCUUCGACGCCGACGACGACGCAUACAACUACCUCAGGCCGGUGUACCGGGCGGUCGAGGAGCACUGCCGCAGCCGCACGCUGAGGCUGCUCUGCUGGGUGCGAGGACACGCCAACUGCCCCAACCCAUGGCUGCUUCUCGGCAUCGUUGCCAUCAUCACUCUGCUUUGCUUCAUCGUGCAGCAGCUGCAGCACGCCACUCUGAGGAAGAACGCAACUUAGGAUGAGAAAUAAUUAACGGAUCCGCCACGUUUGUUCACCGCGCGCUAGCUACGAGCACGGUAAGCAGUUCGCUAAUCUCCUACCAUUCGUACUCCUAAUCUCCUAUCAGUGUUUAUGGCAUCCUCAAGAUUCCUAUCAAGAUUCUUAUCAAGAGCUUUCGGUGUUUUGUUAGUGUAACAUGCAGUACGUGUGAUAUGUGCCAUGUUAUAUUUGUGUUUAUGUAAAACAGAAUAAUUGUCUCAGGUUUCAUUUUUCUGGCCCCUAAUUUUGGCAAACUUGUCCAAACAUGCAUUUUACAUUUUCAGUUUCAUUUUAGAAAAA
Messenger RNA from Oryza sativa Japonica Group (Japanese rice), 2015 nucleotides. The record is from RefSeq and is a predicted model, not a curated record. NCBI's taxonomy places the organism in Eukaryota, Viridiplantae, Streptophyta, Magnoliopsida, Poales, Poaceae.